AUGACAAGUCUGAUUUUGGAGAACACGGAUCUAAACCGCCUUUUUCCAAAAUGCCGGCCUAGGAGCGGACCACCCCCGCCCCCGGGGGGUUCCACGCAAUCCAACCAGCCGCAUGACCAUCCUUGUCAUCUGGAGGUCAACUCCAUCAUCGCCAUCCCAAGCGUGGCCACGAGCACCGCAGUCUCCAAUUCCGUAAUAUCGGAAGACAUGAUCGACCUUGAAAGGGAUACCCCCGACAGUAAUAAAAAUACUAACAGUUACGUCGAUUCUAAAAGUAUGAGGGAACGUCGAUUAAUUAUGUUAGGAAUACACUGGAACUUGGAUUUGUGCACGGUUUUGAACAUGGCCCGCAGUGGCCUUCGACACAAAGCCAGGGAUUCCGAACAUAAAAAUUACACUAUAAAAACAUUAGGACUUUGCUGGAAUUCCAGAGAGGACACGAUUCUUUACGUCGUAAAAGAGCUUGAUAACACUGAUAAAGUAACAAAAAGAAUCGUCCUCUCUGAAAUCGCUAAAAUAUUCGACCCUUUACGAUUAUUGGGCCCCAUUACCCUUUACGACCAACUAUCAUCCUUGAAUGAAAUCAGAUUUAAUCGGUGCGUACUUGCUCGCGACACAAUUAAUGUUCAAAUGCACGGGUUCUGUGACGCCAGCGAGAAGGGUUACCGAGCCUGCAUUUACUUGCGGUCCACUGAUAAGCAGGGCCAACACCAUUCAUCUCUCGUUUGCUCGAAAUCUCGAGUCUCCCCAGUACAGACAAUAACACUACCGCGAUUAGAAUUAUGCGCCGCUCUUCUGCUUUCACAUCUCUACGAGACCACUGGUUCGGCAUUACAGCAUGUAAAGUUCAGUCAAACUAUUUUCUGGUCAGAUUCCGCAGUGGCUCUGCAUUGGAUUAAUGCACCUUCGCAUACUUUAAAAACCUUCGUGUCAAAUCGAGUAGCGAAAAUCCAAGAAAUUAUACAAAACGUCGCUAAUUUCACGUGGAGGCACGUACCCACGAAUGAAAAUCCUGUCGAUUUAUGUUCUCGGGGGCAAUUACCAGACCAAUUUAUAUCCGACAUCGUAUUUUGGCAGCGUGAUCCUCACUGGAUUAUUCAGGAGGAAUGCAGUUGGCCUAACUUGGAAUUAAAAAAGUGCGAACUCCCCGAACGUAAAUCCAAUUUACCGCAGAUUGCAAUGGCAAAACUAAAAUUAUUAACAGAACGCAUUAUUGAACUCACGCAAGCAAAUACGUUUGCGAAAGAAAUUGAUAGCUUAGCACAUAAGGGAGCUGUCGAUUCAAAGAGCAAAAUUCUUAACCUCAAUCCGUUUUUAGAUCAGGGAAUUUUGAAAGUAGGUGGAAGGCUCACCCAUUCAGACUUAGCAUAUAAUCAGAAACAUCCGAUUCUGCUUCCACGAAAACAUCACGUGACUGAUCUUAUUAUUCGCGACACUCACUUCACGUUAAAACAUUCGGGAGUUCAAGCUACCAUGUACUCUGUAAGAGAACGAUACUGGCCCAUCGAUGGGAGAAAUGUGACGCGUCGAUUAAUUCAUCAGUGCAUUAAAUGCUUUCGUUCCAAGCCUCGCAGUAUUGAUCAUCAAGUGGAAAACCUACCCUCGGAUCGAUUAGAAUAUUCGCAACUAUUCCUGAAUGUCGGAGUCGACUCCUGCGGACCUUUCUACAUAAAAGAAAGACGAUAUCGCAAUAUAAAAAAGGUUAAAACCUUUGUAGCAGUUUUCGUGUGCCUUGCAACUAAAGCUGUGCAUCUAGAGCUAGUGAGCGAUCUUACUACGAUUGCCUUUCUUGGCAGUCUGAAAAGAUUCAUUUCGCGACGAGGAAAGCCCGACAAAAUUAGAUCCGAUAAUGGUACGAAUUUCCAAGGUGCUAACAGACAAUUAAACGAGCUCAAGCAACUUUUUAGCUCUACAAAUCACAAUGUAGCAGUGAAAGGUUACUUGAACAAUCAGGGAAUAAAGUGGUCCUUUAUUCCUCCUGAAACACCGCAUUUCGGCGGCCUUUAG
Molecule: messenger RNA, 2007 nt
Organism: Belonocnema kinseyi
Lineage: Eukaryota; Metazoa; Arthropoda; Insecta; Hymenoptera; Cynipidae
Exons: 5
Coding region: 1-2007 (668 amino acids)
Biological process (GO): DNA integration
Molecular function (GO): nucleic acid binding
Source: RefSeq, a predicted model, not a curated record